AUGCUUAUACUCAGAUUCAUACGCAUGAGCAUACUCAGGGAGUCAAUACACAAAAAAUACUCCGCGUGGCAGAACUCUAUGAUGCUCCAGAGGCCGGCAAGGACCACGCCGCCUCCCCCACAGAAAGUCCCCCACUCGCCCUCCGAGGCCACGCCGCCUCCCCCACAGACAGUCCCCCACUCGCCCUCCAAGGCCACAGCCGCCUCCCCCACAGACAGUCCCCCUCGCCCUCCAAGGCCACAGCCGCCUCCCCCACAGACAGUCCCCCACUCGCCCUCCGAGGCCACAGCCGCUCCCCCACAGACAGUCCCCCCUCGCCCUCCAGGCCACAGCGCCUCCCCACAGACAGUGCCCCCUCGCCCUCCAGGCCACAGCCGCCUCCCCCACAGACAGUCCCCCGCUCGCCCUCCGAGGCCACAGCCGCCUCCCCCACAGACAGUCCCCCGCUCGCCCUCCAAGGCCACAGCCGCCUCCCCCACAGACAGUUGCCCCACUGGCCCUCCAAGGCCACAGCCGCCUCCCCCACAGACAGUCCCCACUGGCCCUCCAAGGCCACAGCCGCCUCCCCCACAGACAGUCCCCCGCUCGCCCUCCGAAGGCCACAGCCGCCUCCCCCACAGACAGUCCCCCCUCGCCCUCCAAGGCCACAGCCGCCUCCCCCACAGACAGUCCCCCACUCGCCCUCCAAGGCCACAGCCGCCUCCCCCACAGACAGUCCCCCGCUCGCCCUCCGAGGCCACAGCCGCCUCCCCCACAGACAGUCCCCCCUCGCCCUCCAAGGCCACAGCCUUCUCCCCCACAGACAGUCCCCCGCUCGCCCUCCAAGGCCACAGCCGCCUCCCCCCACAGACAGUGCCCCACUCGCCCUCCGAGGCCACAGCCUUCUCCCCCACAGACAGACAGUCCCCCGCUCGGCCCUCCAAGGCCACAGCCGCCUCCCCCACAGACAGUCCCCCACUCGCCCUCCAAGGCCAGAGAGACACAGAGGAAUCCCCGGCAGGAACUUAA
Penaeus monodon (black tiger shrimp) is the source of this 1008-nucleotide messenger RNA. Its product is annotated as vegetative cell wall protein gp1-like. The record is from RefSeq and is a predicted model, not a curated record. The transcript is spliced from 3 exons. Bases 1 to 1008 code for a protein of 335 amino acids. NCBI's taxonomy places the organism in Eukaryota, Metazoa, Arthropoda, Malacostraca, Decapoda, Penaeidae.